This is a messenger RNA of Zeugodacus cucurbitae (melon fly), 1716 nucleotides long. RefSeq names its product hexokinase-2. Bases 125 to 1558 code for a protein of 477 amino acids. The record is from RefSeq and is a predicted model, not a curated record. Gene Ontology annotation, cellular component: mitochondrion; cytosol. Lineage: Eukaryota; Metazoa; Arthropoda; Insecta; Diptera; Tephritidae. The transcript is spliced from 7 exons. Gene Ontology annotation, biological process: glycolytic process; glucose 6-phosphate metabolic process; intracellular glucose homeostasis. Gene Ontology annotation, molecular function: fructokinase activity; glucokinase activity; D-glucose binding.
UCUGAUUCUGUUUUUAGAUAAGCGCCAUAAAAACUUGACUUGUGUUUUUACUUGCGUGUCUUUGUGAAUUAUAAAUCUAAUAAAUUCCAAACCCCAGCAAUUCAGUCGCCAGAUUCAAAAGGAAAUGUCGCAGAGGAAACCAAAAGUCUUGCCAUUAAACGGAGGCAGUUAUACAUUGACGCCUUUACAGCUAAGCGACGAGCAGAAAUGUCGCCAGGUACGUGAACUACUACAAGGUUUGGUGUUGAGUGACGCCACGAUAGAACGUAUAAAAAGUGUGUUUAGAAAUGAAAUGGAACUAGCAUUAAAUGAGAAACCAUCAUCACUACAAAUGGAAAAUACUUACAUACCAGAAUUACUUGAUGGAACAGAAAAUGGUUCAUACCUUGCUAUGGACUUGGGUGGCACAAAUUUACGCGUGUUGCUUGUAGAAUUAUGCCAAGGAAAAGUCUGUAACGAGUUGGUUAAGCAUUACCCACUGCCGAAUGAUUUGCGUAUAGGUUGUGGCACACGUCUCUUCGACUAUUUAGCGCAAUGUGUUAAAGACUUCAUUAGUGAUAACGAACUGCGUACUGAUUUCAUAUAUCCUUUGGGAUUCACCUUCUCAUUUCCAAUGCAUCAACAUUCGCUUAACUCGGCGGUGCUGGUAACGUGGACUAAGUCCUUCAAUUGUCCAUCCAUUGUGGGGGAGGACGUGGUGGAAAAGCUGCGUGAAUCAUUGGCAAGCUGCGGUUGCCAUAAUGUCGAAGUGAUUGCCAUAUUGAAUGAUACAACCGGCACGCUGAUGCACGGCGCAUUACUAAAUCAUCAAACUCGCAUCGGCAUUGUGGUCGGCACCGGCACCAACGGCUGUUACAUGGAAUAUGCCGAUCGUGUCAAGCAUUGGGAAGAGAAACGACACGAGGGUGAAAAUUAUGUGGUUAUCGACGUUGAGUGGGGUGCGUUUGGCGACAAUGGUGUUUUGGAUUUCAUACGUACGGAUUACGAUCGUGCUGUUGACGAAGGAUCGCUCUUGAGAAAUUCUUUCACUUUUGAAAAAUAUAUUGGCGGUAAAUAUUUGGGCGAGCUUUGUCGUGUUAUACUAAAGGGCCUCUAUGAUGCUGGGCUUUUCAUGGUGCACUUGCCACAAGAGAAUUUUCCAAAACCUUGGACUUUCAACACAAAUAUCAUAUCAUUAAUUGAGGAAGAUACAAUCCACAAUUGUUUUGAACGCACGCAUAACGUUUUGAAGGAACACUUUGUAAGUAGUGCUGACUACACAACGGAUGAUUGUUACGUGAUACGGUAUGUUUGUGGUGUGAUUUCAUUGCGUGCAGCACAAUUACUGUCCAUAAAUACAUCGAUGCUGCUAAACCGCAUGAACGAUGAGCGGGAUAUCACAAUAGCAAUUGAUGGUUCCGUAUACAAACUUCAUCCACGAAUACGACAUUGGCUCGACGACUAUACCAAACUCUGGACGCCCGAUAAAAAUAUCAAUUAUAUGUUAGCUGAGGACGGAAGUGGAAAAGGUGCGGCUCUUGUAGCAGCGAUUGCAGAUAAAUUGCGCAAGCGGUAUUAGCUUCGUUCGCAUUGGACACAUACUGGAUUUGUAUAAAUGUAUAUAUUUAGUUAAUAUUGUUAUACUUAACUGCAAAAUGAAAUUGCUGAUUGAAAGAAAUUCAAUGUAAAAUUGUUGUAAAUGUUUAAAAUCUUAAAUAUUUAACGAAUUGAAUUGAA